This is a messenger RNA of Cuscuta europaea, 1654 nucleotides long. NCBI's taxonomy places the organism in Eukaryota, Viridiplantae, Streptophyta, Magnoliopsida, Solanales, Convolvulaceae. The record is from the annotation of a GenBank genome assembly.
UUUACUGUCAAGUAAAGGAGUACUCCCUAUGAUGAGGGGGAUGGCGAUUGGGCGAUCGGAUGUGUGGAUGAGUCACCGAUCCAGAGUGAUGGCGCCUCCAUGUUUUUACUGGGAAUGGCAACAGAUAACUAGAGACUUUGAUUUCAAACCUGGGAUGAAUUUGGGAUUCCAGUUUGGGUGCAAUAAGGGUUUUCACCAGAGAGAUUACUGAAAUAUGGCGGCGAUAUCAGCGUUAGCGAUAGAAUACUGAAAUAGGAUAUAGCCACUGGGGAAAAUGCUCGUAGUUUGCAGAAGCGAUCGGACUAAGAAAUACCUUCCUCGCAUUGGCAGGACAGACGCAACACCAGGACAACCUUUUGGCAAGCACGGAAUUCCAACUGGGUGCGAUCUAAUAAUAAGAGGCGUGAUCAAGGUCAGAAAUCUUCAUCUCAAAGCAAUGGACAAUAGAUCUCUGGCGGUCACCGCAACUCAGUUCAUUUUCAUGCCUUACGAUUGAAAGAAAGUCUUUUUUCUUUGCUUUUAUUCCUCGUGCUCUCUGCAUCUGCCAAUUUAAAAACAAUCAAACUCGCUCCAUUUCAUUGGAAGAAGAUGGAGUACUUUGGUUAUGAAGAUCUUUUUUAGAGACCCAAGCUGGAAGCUCUUGGCUUUACAUGAGCUACGAGAGAUCUCACAAAAUCGUUAAUCUUUUGAGAAAAAUCAAAGAGGAUUUUUUUCGUUUGGUGGAUUUGAGAACUCAAGGAACACCGACUAUAAUGAAUUUUUCGGAAGGUCGUAGAGGAGAAGGAGCUAAACAUUUUUGUUUUGCUUUAUUGGAACAACAUGAAAUGUUGAAACAUGUGGGUUUGAAAGAAGUAUCGAUGGAAAAUUCCAAUAAGGUUUUAGAUGAUCUUGGGGUUGUUUGUUUGGAAUUGGCAGAUUCAUGUUUUGAGAAUCAAGGGUCCAUUUCUUCAAAAGUUUUUCACAAUGAUCUACAAAAUUAUGGAUUUCAAACUCUGUUUCGAUCAAAACAACUAAUUGAGGUUGCUCAAGAGAACACAACUAUUGUAGCGAAGGGGUUUGACCAUAUUGAUGGGGAUGCCCUGAGAUUUCACCAUUCCAGGUUUCAUUUCCUACAUUGCAGUAUAAUGAUAAAAUCACUUCGGGACUUGAUGAAGAUGAACAUAGUUCAUCGCAAUCUGAUGCUUCAGAUGAAUCAGGCGACGAAUAUAUUACUACACCCCUUAGAAGAUCUCCCUUAGAUCAGAAGCUUUUGGAUAGGUUAUCGAAAAUCAAGACUCUUCAGAUACCUCGCUUGAGUGCAUGCAUAAAGAUCAAGAGUGGUGUCACCUUGUAAAUUUUUUCGGGACUUGCAGAGAAGCUUGGGUUUUCAUUUGGGAACUAUUCCAGAUUACCGUAUUUGAACUCUUCUGGAUGAUGAUGCAGUUGGCUGUUUUUAAGAGAUUCACAAGUCUUUUGGGACGAAUUGGGAUUUUAAGCUAGAUUUUUUAUUUUCUUUCGUUAUUAGUGUUAGUCUUUCAUUGGCUUUUGCUUGAUCGUUUGCUUUCUACUUACAUUAGCUUUCAACUUUCAUUUGCUUACGUAGUAAAACAUUGCCGUUAAGUAAAAUUUCUUUUUUAUAUAAAAAAGAACUUUAAGUCUUUCUAUUUAUAAUAGU